CCCAAACGCUUCCUUGUCUGUGAACAACUAGAGCUGAUCAAACUUGUCGUCAAGACGGUGUCGGUCCGCCGGAGAAGUGGGGCAGUCCUCGGACUUUUUGUAUAUUUCUCCCGCGUAUUAUUGUUUCAACGAUCCACAACCGAACCGUCAGAGGACCGAUCAAGAGAAGACGAAGAUAAAGAAAGAUGCCGCUUCUCCACAGAAAGCCUUUCGUCAGACAGAAGCCCCCAGCGGACCUAAAACCAGAUGAAGAAGUAUUCCUUUGCAAAGUCACGCAUGAAAUCUUCAGGACUUAUGAUGAGUUCUUUGAGAGGACCAUCUUGUGUAACAGCCUAGUGUGGAGCUGUGCGGUGACAGGCAAACCUGGCCUGACCUACCUGGAAGCACUGGAGAGUGAGAAGAGGGGCCGUCGUAGCCUGCAGAGCUUCCCCUCAUCCCUGGUGGUCCCCUUGCUGCACCUCACAGCCCUCACAUACCGUACCCGGCUCCACGAGAUCUGUGAUGAUGUGUAUUCUUAUGCCAGGGAGAGGUUUUUUCCUGGGGAGAUCGUGGAUGUUGUGAACCGCUCCGGUACCAGGCAGCCGUGUGAAAUCCUGGAUGUUCAGUCUCCCCACCAUUCCAACAAGCCGGUCAAUGGGCAUGCCAAACUUCAGAUGGACGGGGACUCCAUAGUCAUCAGUGACAGUGACGAGGAUAUCCCCAAAUCAAAGGCCAAUGGGAAGAAGAAGAAAUCUGUCAACCCUUCUGUGUUCAAGUACAAAGUGCAGCCCAUCAAGGAAGGCAGUGAGGCCAUAUUCACAAAGGCUGGUCAGAUGAGCCGUAAGAAGAACACGUUUUCACGGGACAGAUUAAAGUUGCUGCUCAAACAGCACUGUGAACCACAGAAUGGAGUCAUCAUGCUCAAGGCAUCAACUGUUUCUAAGUACAAGUUGGCAGAACAGCACUUCUCCCAGUUCUUCCCUGACGAGCCCCCUGUGUUUGUCUUUAGUCCCCCUCCUAAAGGGCGGGGCAAACCCAAGAAUGUUUCUUCUCCUAGAGAGAUGGAAUACAACUUACUGAAAGCAGCAGAGAAGCUUCGUCUGAUGCAGCAGAAAGAGGAGAUGAUGGCUACGGCACAUGAAAAGGCCAAGCUGAAGAGGGAGAAAGAAGAUAAUCUGGAAGCCAAAAAGAAAGAGAAGGAGGACAAAGAAAAGAAGAGAGAAGAGAUGAAGAAGAUGUUUGAAGAGGAGAAGCAGAGGAGGAAAGUAGAGAAGGAAAAAGAGAGGGAGAAGCUGAAGGAGGAAAAGAAGCAAUAUGCAGAGCGACUGAAGAUAUGGAGCAAACCCAGAGAAGACUUGGAGUGUGAGGACCUGAAGAAUCUCCCAGCCCCAGUCCCAGUGAAGACCCGUCUGCAUGCAGGGCUAUUUGGAGACGCCCUCAUGGUACUGGAAUUCCUCAAAGCUUUCGGAGAGCUCUUUGACCUGAAGGAUGAGUUUCCAGAAGGCAUCACACUCGAGGUGCUGGAGGAGGCCCUGGUAGGGUCGGACCCUGAGGGGCCGCUGUGUGAGCUGCUCUUCUUCUUCCUGUCGGCCAUAUUCCAGGCCCUGGCUGAGGAGCAGGAGGAGGUGGCCCGCGACCAGGUGGCGGAGGCGGACGCCAAAGAUCUGAGUGAGGCCCUGGAUGAUGAUGCGGACCCCACCCAGUCAGCCAUCAGUGCUGUGGCUUCUCUGGCUGCUGCCUGGCCUCAGCUGCACCAAGGCUGCAGUCUGAAGCAGUUGGACCUGGACAGCUGUACUCUGUCCGAGAUACUGAGGCUGCACAUCCUGGCAUCGGGGGCCGACUGUAACUCCGCAAACUCCAAGUUCCGCUACCAGAAACAGGGAGGCUUCGGCUCUACAGACGACCCCUGUGUUGAGCUGAGACUGGCCAACCCGGCUCUGAUCAAGAGGCUUUCCUGCACUGCUGUCUAUGACCUGCUGCCAGGUGAGAAGCUGAAGAUCCUCCAUGCGUUGUGUGGUAAGCUGCUGACUCUGGUGUCUACCAGGGACUUCAUAGAGGACAGCGCUGACGAGCAGAGACAGGCCAAGCAGGAGCUCAGGGAACUGAAGGCUGAGCAGCACCGCAGAGAGAGGGAGGAGGCUGCCUUCAGAGUCCGCAAGAGGAAGGAGGAGAAGUUGAAAGAACAGGAGAUGAAACUGAAAGAGCUAAAAGAGAAACAUGAGAAGCUGAUGGAAGACGAAGGAAGAAAUGGCUACAUGAAGACGGAAGAGAUGAACACCAGCACCGAGAGCCAUGGGGAAGAGAAGACCGAGAAUGAAGAGGAGCAGACAACCAACAGCAAGACUAAUAAGCAGAAAGAGUGCAAUCCCAAGGAGAAGCAGCCUAAAGACGAGCCUAAAGACGAGCCUAAAGAGGUGAGCCCAGGCCUGAGCCCAGAGGAGCUUGCUCAGCAGCAGCAGAGGGAGAAGGAGCUCCAGGAGAGGAUUCAGAAGGCUGCAGCCUGCACCUAUAUCCUCCCCCUGGGGCGCGACCGUCUCUACCGCCGCUACUGGCUCUUCCCCUCCACACCAGCCCUCUUCGUGGAGGACGACUACUUCGGCCUGACGGAGGACAUGCUGGAACCCCAGGAACCGACCCAGGAGCCAGCCGAGGGGAUGGAGGUGUCUCUGAACGAGGCCAGAGAACCAGAGGACCUUUCCCAGACAGGCUGUACUCCAGGCCCUGUCUCCAAACCUGUCCUCCCAGCCCCCGUCCAGAGCAGCUCUGCUCCCCCAGUGAACCGUCCUAACCACUGGGCCUUCUACAGCAGUCCCCAGGAGGUGGAAAUGCUGAUUGAGGCCCUGAACCCACGGGGCCACAGGGAGAGCAGCUUGAAGGAGGCCCUGGUGCAGGAGAAAGAACGUAUUGUGCAGCUCCUCGGUACCGCUGCAGCAGCUGAUCGCUACCACCGCACAGAUAUUAAAGCAGAGGCUACUGGUAGCAAAGUGGUCUCGGCCAGAUCCAAGGCUGCCCCUGCUCUACUAGAAGGCACAGCGGCUCCUGCUGAGAAGUUCAUGGGCAACAGGCUGAGAGACCUGCUGCUAGAUAUAGAGGACCGCAUCUACCAGGGUACACUGGGCCAAAUCAAGGUGAUGGAGAGGAGUGAAUGGAGGAAAGCACUGGAGGAAGGACACUAUGAACUACUGAGCCCCGAGUUGAAGGAGAAUGGUUUUGGGAAAGGAGAGAACAGUGACGUGGAGAAAAUGGAAAUAAAUGUUAACUUGAAAAAAGACGGUUUACAGGUGUCAUUGUUCAGGGUACAGGAGCUAAAGGGGGAGAGUAUGAAUGCUGCCUCCAGCCCCAGCACCCCUCAGCUGGUGAACAACACAGUCCACUACCUGGCUCAGGCCCUGGUCCACAUCCAACAGGGCAUCGAGAGGAAGUUCCUCAAGGCUCCACUGGGAGAUGAAGACUCUAAAAAGGACCAGAAGGCAAAGAAGAGAGACAAGAAGAAAGAUGAGGAUCAAAACAGUGAAGGAGGUAGUGACAGUGGUCGGGUGGUGAAGACGGUCCAGGAGCGUUGGAGGGAGUCUCUGCUGGGCUGUUCCAGCCUCUCUCAGGUCUUCCUCCACCUCUCCACCCUGGAGCGCAGUGUCAUCUGGGCCAAGUCUCUGCUCAAUGCCCGUUGUAAGGUCUGUCGCAGGAAGGGAGAUGCAGAGAACAUGCUGCUGUGUGACAGUUGCGACAGAGGACACCACAUCCACUGUGUCCGCCCCAAACUCAAGGCUGUCCCAGAAGGGGACUGGUUCUGCCCGGAGUGCCGUCCCAAACGGCGAGCCAACCGCCUCACCUCCCGCCAACGCUCCUCUGUCGACUCUGAGGAAGAAGUGGAGGAAGAGGAGGAGUCAGAGGAUGAAGUGGAAGAAGAAUCAGAGGAAGAGGAAUCGGAGGAGGAGUCCGAGGAAGAAGAGAAGAGUGUCACUAAAAAGGGCCGGACUCCUGUGAAACCUCCUGUGCCUACUACCAAAGGCAGUCGGUCAAAUAGCAAGACCACCAGCAGCUCAAGUCAUUCCACUCCCCGGAGCCAGCACACUACCCCCAAACAGGCCCUCUCGGCCGGGAAGGGAGCCUCCGCCAAGUCCUCAGGGAAGAAGCCCACCCCAGUCUCCAACAAGCCCACCCCAGUCUCCAACGGCAGACGCCCUCCACGGCCAGGCAGCAGAGUCAGCUCUCGGCUCAGUCACGAGAUACUGGCCUCCAGCGGAACCUCCAGCAGGACAAGCAACCAGUCUACUCCAUCUCCCUCUCAGGCAGACUCCCGUAGAAGACCCAUCUCCGCAGAGGUCUCCCCUAAGCCAAAGCUGGUCCUGACUCCCUCGGUCUCAGGUUCUUCGUCCAGUCGCCGCAGCUCAGGGAGGAACCUGGGAGUCCAUGAACUGUCUGCCUGUGAGCACCUGACCGUAGAGCUUGUCAGACAUGAAGACAGCUGGCCCUUCAUGAAGCUGGUGUCCAGGAUACAGGUUCCAGACUACUUCGACAUUAUCAAAAGACCCAUAGCUCUGAGCACUAUCAGAGAAAAGGUCAACAACUGUGAAUAUAAAACAGCUACGGAGUACAUUGAGGACGUGGAGCUCAUGUUUGCCAACUGUUUACAAUAUAACCCUCGGCACACGAAUGAAGCUAAAGCAGGAGCAAGGCUCCAAGCUUUCUUCAACUCAGAAGUCUCUAAUCUGGGGCUGGCAGACCGGACCACUCCUCCACAGAAGCGGCCCCGGAUGUAAAGCUGACUGACUGAAACUACUGGGUUGUAUUCAUGCACACCGUUGCAAGCGUUUCAUUGGUUUUGCCACAAAAACAAAGUUUGUUAUUGGAGACUUCUUUUUUUUCUCAAACCUUUAUUUUAUCAGGGAGUCAUGCUGAGACCAAGGUCUCUUACAGAUGAGCCCUGAAUGACAGAAAAUACACACAUCAAUAUAAAUACAUGGUCAUAAUUCAGGUAGUCCCUCCGUUUCGUUCUGUUUUCUUCCAUUUUGUUUCUAGUGAAUAUGACCGUGCAUUGUAAAGUCUGAACAUUCCCAAACCAUUUUGGAAGUGUAAAUAUCAUACCCUCUCAAGAUAAGGCAGGAACAACUAUAUCGCUGUGAAAGUAUUUGCACUGAAUAUUUCAAAACAAAGCCUUUAUCUUCGUAUUCACUCAGGGUAAACAAAUUGACGUUUGAAACUAGGUUUCAACAGUGCAUUUAUAUUUUGUAUAUUGGCAGCAUUCCUAGACUACUAUUUUUGUGCACAUACUUUUUUGUAUGUGACUACUUCAGUUGAUUUAGGCGAAUUAAGUAUUGAAACUUAAUAUGGACAGUUUAAUUUUAGUUUCCUAAUAUUGAACAUAUUUUACAUCAACUGUUUCAGGUUCCCAUCUUUCAGUGAAACACUACACUGGAAACUGAUAUUAUUUCUUAUGUCCCUUAUUUCCUAUCAUUCGUUGGUUAUUUAUUUAGUUUUGAAUGCAAUAACUUUAUUUAUAAUAUUUCUAUAGAACAUGUUUUUGUAAAGAAUUAUUGGCCUAGUUUUGAGUUCAGUCUUUAGAAACUGUUUGGGAUAGGGUCUAAAUACUGAGUGUUGUCCCCCUAACUGUCACCUCUGCUUUGUAUUUGCUAUCGUGUAUAUUUUCCUAUAUAUAAAAAUAAAUUCACUUUGUUUAAUA
Molecule: messenger RNA, 5659 nt
Organism: Salvelinus fontinalis (brook trout)
Lineage: Eukaryota; Metazoa; Chordata; Actinopteri; Salmoniformes; Salmonidae
Product: bromodomain adjacent to zinc finger domain protein 1A-like
Exons: 26
Coding region: 186-4739 (1517 amino acids)
Biological process (GO): chromatin remodeling
Molecular function (GO): protein binding
Source: RefSeq, a predicted model, not a curated record